This is a messenger RNA of Durusdinium trenchii, 450 nucleotides long. The record is from the annotation of a GenBank genome assembly. Lineage: Eukaryota; Dinophyceae; Suessiales; Symbiodiniaceae.
AUGCGCUUGAACCUGCAACUGCGAAGGCUGGAGGAGGAGCUCACGGCUUCGCGGCGGAACGAGCAGCAGAGCGCUGAGAGGCUGCUGGACGCGGAGCAUCAGAUUUUGGAGCUCCGCUUCGAUCGAGAGCAGGGUCAGCACCGAAGCUCUCGCUUGGAGACCCGCAUCCUGGAGUUGGAGCUCGCCGAACAAGAGCCCAGGCGUGCGGAAGGCCCGCCAGCGGCCAUGGCCUCCAAGCUCCAGAGCCGCAAGGAGCGAAAUCUGGAGAACGUCAUCGAGGGCCUCGGGCGGGUGAUUCACCAGCAGAAGGGGGACCUCCAGCGUUUAAGAGUCGAGCUCGAAAGGCGACCUGAACGGAAAGGAGAGAUGGAGAAACUGCGACGGAGGGUGACUUGGCGGCGUGAAGUGGGAGGGCCAGCGGCUUGGUGGACGAGCUUCGUCAAGCCUUGA